UUAGUAUUCCACUCGCGUCCCUGCUCCUCGCAGGAGCGCUUUUGCUGCAGCGCUCCCGACGCCGUUGGUUGGCUGGCUGGCUGGUUGGGUCGGCUUCUUCCUUGGCAGCCGGGUCGGGUCGGAGCCAGGACGAGGGGUUGGGGUGUGCUCGCUUGCUUGCUCGCUUUGCGUGUGGGUCUUCGCUUGCUGCCGCUCCAUCUUCGCCCCCUCCCCAAGGCCUUGGCGGGGCUCCCGUUGGGUCUGAUCCGGGAUCUGUAUGGAGCCCAAACAUUAAGGGGACUGGGGGAGAGCCUGCAGCCUCCCCCCGCGCGCCUUUGCCCCCCCAACUGGGCACGCGGAGGAGAGAGAACAACCAGCUGCGCCAACGUUGCCGGAGAAAAGCGCGCAGGGGAUGCUGCCUCCACGACGACCCCCACUCUGUUUCUAAAGACCUGAGCACCCACCCUGCUCUUCACUGAAGCAUGAACAUUGGACAUGGCCACCCGCCGCUGCACUCGGAAGCCUUCGCUGGUGCCUGGAGUCUCUAGGAUGGUUUGGAAGCACCUGGUCCUCUUCUUCCUCUGGCUGCCAUCGCUCGUUUGGGGCGGAGCCUCCCCCACCUCCUGCCCGGCCGCUUGUUCUUGCAGCAACCAGGCCAGCCGGGUCAUCUGUACGCGCCGGGAGCUGGUGGAGGUGCCCGAGAGCAUCUCCAUCAACACGCGGUACCUCAACCUGCAGGAGAACAACAUCCAGGUCAUAAAGACGGACACUUUCAAGCACCUCCGUCACCUCGAGAUUUUGCAGCUCAGCAAGAACCUCAUCCGCAAGAUUGAGGUGGGAGCCUUCAAUGGCUUGCCCAACCUCAACACGCUGGAGCUUUUUGACAACCGGCUGACCACUGUCCCCACACAAGCCUUUGAGUACCUCUCCAAGUUGCGGGAGCUGUGGCUGAGGAACAACCCCAUCGAAAGCAUCCCUUCCUAUGCCUUCAACCGAGUCCCUUCCUUGCGCCGACUGGACCUCGGAGAGCUCAAGAAGCUGGAGUACAUCUCAGAGGCAGCUUUCGAAGGCUUGGUCAACCUGCGCUACCUGAACCUGGGCAUGUGCAAUCUCAAGGACAUCCCUAACUUGACAGCCUUAGUGCGGCUGGAGGAACUGGAACUCUCUGGGAAUCGCUUGGACAUGAUCCGGCCAGGCUCCUUCCAGGGGCUGACCAGCCUCCGCAAAUUGUGGUUGAUGCACGCCCAGGUAGCUACCAUCGAACGCAACGCCUUCGAUGACCUCAAGUCCUUGGAGGAGCUCAACCUCUCCCACAAUAACUUGAUGUCGUUGCCGCACGAUCUCUUCACCCCCUUGCACCGCCUGGAGCGCGUCCACCUCAACCACAACCCUUGGCACUGCAACUGCGACGUGUUGUGGCUCAGCUGGUGGCUCAAGGAGACGGUGCCCAACAACACCACCUGCUGCGCCCGGUGCCACGCCCCACCCAACCUCAAAGGGCGCUACAUCGGAGAGCUGGAUCAAAGCCAUUUCACCUGCUACGCCCCAGUUAUAGUGGAGCCUCCCACUGACCUUAAUGUGACUGAGGGGAUGGCAGCUGAGCUGAAAUGCCGGACGGGGACCUCCAUGACGUCGGUCAACUGGCUGACGCCCAACGGCACGCUGAUGACGCAUGGUUCCUACCGGGUGCGCAUCUCAGUCCUCCAUGAUGGCACGCUCAACUUCACCAAUGUGACCGUCCAGGAUACAGGGCAGUACACCUGCAUGGUGACUAAUUCGGCGGGCAACACCACGGCUUCGGCCACACUCAACGUCUCAGCGGUGGACCCAGCCACCACAGGUUACACCUACUUCACAACGGUGACCGUGGAGACCAUGGACUCGGGCCAAGAAGAAUCUGUUCCCACGAAGAAGGAACCUGGGCCAACGCCAUCUCAGGGCUGGGGCAUGACUUAUUCCACCACCUCGCUGACCCCUCGCAGCACCCGCAGCACGGAGAAGCCAUUCACCAUCCCCAUCACCGACGUCACCGAGAGCGGCAUGAAGGACCUAGACGACGUCAUGAAGACCACCAAGAUCAUCAUCGGCUGCUUCGUGGCCAUCACCUUCAUGGCUGCCGUGAUGCUCAUCGUCUUCUACAAGCUCCGCAAGCAGCACCAGCUUCACAAGCACCAUGGCCCCACGCGCACCAUCGAGAUCAUCAACGUCGAGGACGAGCUGCCCGCCUCGGCCGGGGCGCCCGGCGACAGCCACCUGGCUCUGCCCGCCAUCGAGCACGACCACCUCAACCACUACGCCGCUUUCAAGGCCCACUACAACAACAACAGCGGCGGCGGACCCCUCACCUGCGGCUCCAAGAACCCCAUGCUCAAUUCCAUCCACGAACCUCUCUUGUUCAAGAGCAGCUCGAAAGAGAAUGUCCAAGAGACACAGAUAUGACAGCCAACAGACCCAGGCAGCGGGGAAUUCUUGUGUGGUGGGAGGGUGCAAGUGGAUUCGUACAUGCGGUGGGGGGGGAGUUGAGGAACGGCUCCUCCAUGCCCUCCCCACCACAAACAAACAAACAAACAAACAUCAGCAGAUCUUUCCACCCCCGUGGCAGAUCUUGGAUGCUGAGCCCUCACCCGAGUGGACACCUUUGAUUCUCACCACUUUAGCCUUUUCAGUUCUCUUAUUUUCCUUUUGCAGAACAAGGUACUACGCUCGCCCUCGGCCUGACCAUUUCCCCCCCUUUCCUUUCUCCACCCCCCACCUCACUUUUCUUCUUUUUUCUACCGAUCUCCCUCUGCAUUGGAGACUUCUUCUUUUUCUUUCUUUUUAUACAGAUGGGGCUGUUUCUGUAUCCAACUACCUGCUGUAUUACUUUAAUAAUUUUUUUUUAAAAAAAAAGAGGAAGGAAGAAAACAAACAACAACAAAAUAAGGAAAGAUCGCUAUCCGAUUUGUUUUCCUUUUUGACGUCAUGGGAAUAAACUUUAGGAAAGGAAAAUAAAACCCAAGGGAAACGGGAGAGGGAAGAAGAAGAAGAUGAUGAUAAGAAAGAAGAAAGAAAUCUUAUUUUGAUCCGCUUUCCGUCAAAAUUCUAUUUUCAUCCAAAUGGGAUAUACAAACUAAAUAAAUUAAGUAAAGAGACGAAAGGUCAUGGUGGUGCCAGGGUCCCCCCCCCCACCUUUGGAGCACGCGGGGAUGCCAGGCGCACAGGGUUUGGGGGGAAUUUUUUAUGACUAGUAUUAUUACUAUGGGAUGGCAGGCAUGGCCGGUGUGCCCCCCAGAGACACAGGGGCGUGGAGGUAUUUUUUAAUUUGUAAUAAUCUGGGGGUGGGAAUGAGGGGUUUGGUGGGGGGCUGCACUUCCGGCCACACACACAAAAAAACAAGGCCUGUCGAUUCCCUUGGCAUUUUGGGGUCUGGUCUGAGUUUCCUAUUUUAAUAAAAUCCAUAAAGAUGUUUCCAA
Molecule: messenger RNA, 3431 nt
Organism: Podarcis raffonei (Aeolian wall lizard)
Lineage: Eukaryota; Metazoa; Chordata; Lepidosauria; Squamata; Lacertidae
Gene: LRRC4B
Product: leucine rich repeat containing 4B
Exons: 2
Coding region: 475-2418 (647 amino acids)
Cellular component (GO): plasma membrane
Molecular function (GO): protein binding
Source: RefSeq, a predicted model, not a curated record